UGUAAUCAUGGACCCAGACUGCGAGCUGAUGGAGAGAUUUGAGAAAGAAAAAGGACAUACAGAGAAAGUAUGGGUAUUUCGGAAGCCUUUGAUAAUUUCUUUUUGUUUUCUGACAAUCUCAUAUGUAAUCAUCUUAGCACUCUUCAUAACUGUCUCCUACAAAGUUUCUACACUCAGUUUAAAAGUGAAUCAUUUGGAGAUUCCUAGAAACAACACAGCAGACAUCAAUAUUUUGGACCUUAAGACGUUAAAUGAAAUGAGGAGUAAUGCUUCUGAAAUUGCUUCAAAACUGAGAAAGUUGGAAACUUCUACAAAGACAGACACCACGGGAGUUUCUCUAAUGGACCUUGUUAACAAGUUAAAUGAAGUUAGAAGUAAUGACACUACAGGAGUUUCUCUAAUGGACCUUGUUAACAAGUUAAAUGAAGUUAGAAGUAAUGUUUCAGAAAUUGCUUCAAAACUGAGAGAGUUGGAGAAUUCUACAAAGACAGCUACAUCUGGAACGUCUCACUCAGCCAGCAUUGCUGAUCUGAAUGAAUUGAGGAGUAAUGUUGCUGGACUUGCAUUAAAACUACAUAAGAUGGAAAAUGCAUCAAAAAAGGCGUCCUGUGAAAGCGGCUGGUUGACCUUCGGUAACAACUGCUACUACUUUUCCAGCACAAAAUCUGACUGGAUGAAAGCACGGGAUAUGUGUAUGAAGAACGACAGUGAUCUGGUUGUAAUAAAUAAUAAGGAAGAGCAGGAUUUUAUUUCUGAAAGAACCAGUAGCAUGAGAUAUUGGAUCGGCCUGUCUGAUUUGGAUGAUGAAGGUGUAUGGACAUGGGUGGAUGGGACAGACUACGAGAAAUCAUUCAAUGUAUGCAAAAGAUGGAAAAGGCUGGUAAUGGACCGUACCUUGUGGAGACACGUUGAUCUGACAUCUUGCAAGCUGAAUUCAAAGAUUAUAUGGCACCUUCUGAGACACUGGCUUGGCAGCGGAUUGCAAACUUUGAUGAUUACUGGGUUUUUACAUACAGCAAAGAAAUCUGAGUUCCUAACUACAGCUGUUUUCUUGGAAUUGGAAAAACGUUUUCCAAGCCUUGAAACCCUCUCUUUGCGGCAAACAAAUUUCCGAUCUGUGAACUAUGAUUCUUUUCCUAGUACAUUGAAAUCCCUGGAGCUUAUACGGUGUGAGGUGCCCAUGCUCUGGUUCCAGCCAUCUCCUGGAAGAAGUGGUAGAUUUCCAAAACUGGAGACCCUUAUUUUAAAUGAAGUGCCUUCAUUCUCCAGCUACCAUUUAGAGACCAUCUGUAGUCAUUCUGAUCUGAAGACUUUGUUGCUCUCUGGUACCUACAGAGUGACUGAUAUAGGAGUCCAACAAGCGGCUCCCCACUUGAAACAUUUGAAACACUUAAAACUUCAGGGUUGUAAUAUCACAGACCUCUCCAUGCAUUUAAUAGGGAAAUAUCUGAUGUCUCUCAGAACAUUGGAUCUGAGAAAUGUCUGCACUCUAACAGAAGUUGGUCUUGCAUCCCUUUCUAAUUUAAAGACUCUUGAAAAGCUGUGGCUAGAAUAUUGUUGCAGCCUCUACUCAAGCUCUAUUAUAUCUGUCUGUACCACCUUACCAUCUCUAAACCAUCUUCAUCUCAAUGGAACUUUUGAGGGCCACUAUGUAGAUAUCGUGCAAAAGAGCCUACCGAACUGUAGAGUUACUAAUACACUCCUUAAGUAGUAUAUAAAAAAUAAAAACUGACUAGUUGUCAUACUAGAAAUAAUCUCUACCUUUUUUACUCUUCAAUGUAAUAGCUGUUUAUACAGCCUUAAAUCUGUUUUUGUUUAGAUAUGUCUCUAUCUUAACUUGAAAGGAUUUUAAAGUGACAUAGUACUGUAAAAUUUGUUUCCCUUUGAUGUGUUUCAUAUAACUUACACCAGCUUCAAGUAAAAUAUAUAUUAGAAAUUACCCAUAUUGGUUCAUUUUUGUAUUUGAAAUAGCCAUUUUACGUAGGAAAACAGCCCAUUUAAAUUGACUGAGCUUGCAGAAAGAACAGUCAUUAUUUUAUUGCUCCAUACACAGACAUGCUUCAUUUUCUCUUUUUUUUUUUUAAGUUUCAAAGGGCUUCCUUUUCUUAUAUUUGUCUAUACACAAAGGCUAGUAGAGAGCAAUGGAAAAGUAAAUAAACACUGUACUAUUAAAAUUAAAAAAAAAACAUAGAAACAUAGAAUUUGACAGUAGAUAAGAACCAAAAAGGCCCAUCAAGUCUACCCAUAUUACAUGUUACUUUUUUCUUAGGAUAGCCUUAUGAAUGUCCCAGGCAUUUUUUAAUUCCUUUACAGUCUUUGCGUUUACCACCUCAAAUGGAAGUUCAUUCCAUGAAUCCACCACCCUUUCUGUAAAAAAAUGCUCCCUUAAAUUUCUCCUGAAUCUGCUACCCUCUAACUUUAGAUUGUGACCCCUUGAUAGAAAUAUCCCCUUAAUUUGUCCUAAAUUACUUGUUACACUUACUGCAGAGUAUAAGAUGUAUGGAAAAAUUGUUCCUUUGUGUGUAUUUCUGUAUUUGAAAUAGUUGGGGGGUCUCAUUAAAACCUUCACCUUGGACAUCCCCAUAACAAUGGACUGAACCUACAAGUAUUUCAAUUAGGUGUUGAAAUGCUAAUUAUGGAUGGGGGUUGAAUAAACACAAGCGGCUAUUUCACAUACAAAAGCUCUCUCUCCCUCAUACCCUCACUGGGGAAUUAAAGGGAAAGUAUACUGUAAAAUUGCUUUUCCCUUAAUGUUUUUCCAAUAACUUGUUAUACCAGUUGCAGAGUAUAAAAUGUAUGAGAAGUUGCAUAUUUGUGUAUAUGAAAUAGUUAGUUUUGUGUUUUGAAACCACAGCCUAUUGAAAUGGGUUGAACUUGCAGAUAUCAGAUGCCAUUAUGUUAUUACUUUGUGUACACACACUUGCUUCCUUAUCUUAUAUUUGUCUGUAAACAAAAGCCCAAUACUUAAAGAGAACAAUGGAAAACUAUUUCAUUAGUUAUCUCUUCUACACCCCACCAGGAGUGUAAUUUCUUCUGCUGGUUGUGUUUACAUAGCUUAUUAAUAGCUUGGACUUAAAGGGACAGUAUACUAUAAAAUUGUUUUUCCCUUAA
Molecule: messenger RNA, 3111 nt
Organism: Bombina bombina (fire-bellied toad)
Lineage: Eukaryota; Metazoa; Chordata; Amphibia; Anura; Bombinatoridae
Product: F-box/LRR-repeat protein 12
Exons: 14
Coding region: 8-1711 (567 amino acids)
Molecular function (GO): signaling receptor activity
Source: RefSeq, a predicted model, not a curated record